AUGGCCCCGGUGCUGCUGUGGCUGCUGGCGCUGGUCGCGGGGGGCCCGGCGGGCGCGCAGCCCCCCGCGGCCGCCGCCGCCGAGCCCGCCUGCCCCGUGUGCCUGUGGCGGCGGCACAGCAAGGAGCUGCGGCUGGAGAGCAUCAAGUCGCAGAUCCUGAGCAAGCUGCGGCUGAAGGAAGCGCCCAACAUCACCCGCGAGGUGGUGAACCAGCUGCUGCCCAAGGCGCCGCCGCUCCAGCAGAUCCUCGACCUCCACGACUUCCAGGGCGACUCGCUGCAGCACGACGAGUACCUGGAGGAGGACGAGUACCACGCCACCACCGAGACCGUCAUCAGCAUGGCCCAGGAAACUGACCCCGUGGUGCAGAUCGAGGGCAACCCCCACUGCUGCUUCUUCAACUUCAGCCCCAAGAUCAUGUUCACGAAGGUGGUGAAGGCACAGCUGUGGGUGUACCUGCGGCCGGUGCAGCACACCUCCACCGUCUACCUGCAGAUCCUCCGCCUCAAGCCGGUGACGGAGGAGGGCAGCCGCCACAUCCGCAUCCGCUCGCUCAAGAUUGACCUCAACUCCCGCAUUGGGCACUGGCAGAGCAUCGACUUCAAGCACGUGCUGCAGAACUGGUUCAAGCAGCCGCAGAACAACUGGGGCAUAGAGAUCAACGCCUUCGACCCCAACGGCAACGACCUGGCCGUCACCUCGCUUGGCCCCGGGGCCGAAGGGCUGCACCCCUUCAUGGAGCUGAGGGUGCUGGAGAGCAACAAGCGCUCGCGGAGGAACCUGGGGCUGGACUGCGACGAGCACUCGACCGAGUCGCGCUGCUGCCGCUACCCACUCACCGUCGACUUCGAGGCCUUCGGCUGGGACUGGAUUAUCGCCCCCAAGAGAUACAAAGCCAACUACUGCUCGGGGCAGUGCGAGUACAUGUUCAUGCAGAAGUACCCGCACACCCACCUGGUGCAGCAGGCCAACCCCCGGGGCUCGGCGGGGCCCUGCUGCACCCCCACCAAGAUGUCCCCCAUCAACAUGCUCUACUUCAAUGACAAGCAGCAGAUCAUCUAUGGCAAGAUCCCGGGCAUGGUGGUUGACAGAUGUGGAUGCUCUUAG
Messenger RNA from Cygnus atratus (black swan), 1107 nucleotides. It is a transcript of the gene GDF11, whose product is annotated as growth differentiation factor 11. The transcript is spliced from 3 exons. Gene Ontology annotation, molecular function: growth factor activity; cytokine activity. Bases 1 to 1107 code for a protein of 368 amino acids. Gene Ontology annotation, cellular component: extracellular region. NCBI's taxonomy places the organism in Eukaryota, Metazoa, Chordata, Aves, Anseriformes, Anatidae. Gene Ontology annotation, biological process: SMAD protein signal transduction. The record is from RefSeq and is a predicted model, not a curated record.